This is a messenger RNA of Brachypodium distachyon (stiff brome), 1796 nucleotides long. Its product is annotated as probable serine acetyltransferase 2. The record is from RefSeq and is a predicted model, not a curated record. Gene Ontology annotation, molecular function: L-serine O-acetyltransferase activity. Gene Ontology annotation, cellular component: cytoplasm; cytosol. The transcript is spliced from 10 exons. The coding region runs from base 345 to 1412 and encodes 355 amino acids. NCBI's taxonomy places the organism in Eukaryota, Viridiplantae, Streptophyta, Magnoliopsida, Poales, Poaceae.
CCCUCCACCCCCCACGCCGCACCGUAGGUUCUCUCUCCCGUAAGCCAAGCCCACGGCAAUUCAAUUGGGCAAACGCGCAAGCGUCCAACGCCGCGCCGCCCAUCGGGCUCCCCUGGCACGCAUCCCCGGACGCCACGCCGUCGGUAGACCCUACAGCCGCCAGUGGCGGGCGGCGGGGGCCUUCAAAUACGCCCGGGCUGGCGGCGGCGUCUCGGCCCCCUUUCGUUCCAAACCGCUCUUUUUUCCUUCUCUCUGGCUCCUCUUUCCCCGUCCGCCUCCGACGACUCGCCGCGCCUUGACGGCAGAAACCCUAGAGCGAAGGUCCAGCUGCCGGCCGGCCGGCCAUGACGUCGUGCGGUUGCCUUGUGCUGGAGAAGGUGGAGGACCACGGCGGCGGCGGCGACGCGGUGGCGGCAGCAGCAGCCAGGGGGGGUGGGAAGGGGAGGGCCGGGUGCGGGUGCGGGUCCUGCGCGGGGGAGUGGUGGAGCCGCCGUUCCUUCUCCGAGACCGUGUUCCCCAUCUACGUCAUGGGGAGCUCGCGUGCGACGGCCGCCCGCGGCAUACUCGACGCCGCCGGGGACCCCAUUUGGGAGGCCGUCAAGUCGGAGGCCAAGUCCGAGGCAGAGAAGGAGCCUAUUCUAAGUAGCUUUUUGUAUGCGAGUGUAUUAUCUCAUGACUGUCUGGAGCGGGCAUUGAGCUUCGUCCUUGCAAACAGGCUUGAAGAUCCAACAUUGCUUGCAACUCAGCUAAUUGACAUUUUUAAUGAUGUUAUGAUGAAUGACGUAGACAUACGCCGUUCCAUUCGCCUUGAUGCUCAGGCUUUCAAAGGCAGAGAUCCUUCCUGUGCACAAUAUAGCUGGGCGCUAUUAUACCUAAAGGGUUACCAUUCCUUGCAAUCCUAUAGGAUUGCUCAUGUAUUAUGGAAUCAAGGUCGUAAGGUUCUUGCGUUGGCGCUACAAAGCCGUAUUAGUGAGGUUUUUGCAGUGGAUAUACAUCCAGCUGCCAAAAUUGGGGAGGGAAUAUUGUUGGAUCAUGGAACAGGUCUAGUCAUUGGUGAAACUGCUGUUAUUGGCAACUGGGUUUCAUUAAUGCAGGGUGUUACGCUUGGAGGUACUGGCAAGGAACAUGGAGACAGGCACCCCAAGAUCGGCCAGGGAGCUCUUCUUGGAGCUGGUGCUACUAUCCUUGGCAACAUAAAUGUAGGCGAAGGUGCCAUGAUUGCUGCUGGUUCCCUGGUUUUAAAGCAUGUACCUUCCCACAGCAUGGCGGUUGGAAAUCCUGCAAAGGUAGUUGGCUAUAUGGAGAAAGAAGAUCCUUCUUUGACUAUGAAGCAUGAUGCAAGGAGAGAUUAUUUUGAACAUGUUGCCGGUAGUUUUUCAGAUGAUAGACCUAACGGAAGUGUUGUGAAGUAAAACUUGUGAGAAGAGCUAAGCAAGGAAUGGCAUUUUUGACAUUUCGCCUUCCUGGAGUGCAGACACUGGGACUGCUUCCUGUCUUUUGGCCCAGGAACCAACCUAUUUGUGGAAAGAUCCUGCAGGCCAGAGUCGCCCAGGACCCCUAAAACUCCCUUAUAUAUAUGUUCUCUUGUGCCCUUAAACUGGUGUAAUAACGUGAGAUGUUUUCUGUAAUCCUCCUGGUUGGCAUGGUGCACAUACUUUGUAGAGACCUCCGGCAUCAGUUAUACACAGAGCAGCGCUUAUGAUCUGUCGAGUCACUUCUCUGAAUCGACAUGAAGUCAGGCUGUAAGUUGUGGUAAACGGGGUAAACGGGGCAUUCACUUGCCAAGUUAUUUCCUA